Messenger RNA from Oryza brachyantha (malo sina), 2015 nucleotides. RefSeq names its product RNA polymerase sigma factor sigC. Gene Ontology annotation, molecular function: DNA-binding transcription factor activity. NCBI's taxonomy places the organism in Eukaryota, Viridiplantae, Streptophyta, Magnoliopsida, Poales, Poaceae. The transcript has 7 exons. Gene Ontology annotation, biological process: DNA-templated transcription initiation; regulation of DNA-templated transcription. The record is from RefSeq and is a predicted model, not a curated record. The coding region runs from base 138 to 1802 and encodes 554 amino acids.
GAGAUCUUUCUGCCUGUCCAUGUCCAAGACGAGCCCUGAGCCAGAGGAGAGUGGAUGGAUAGGGUCCCAACUCCCCCCACUGCACCCUCUUCUUCGCCAAUCACCACCCCAAAUCUGCCAUUGCAGCUAAGGGCGACAUGGGUUUGCAGAUGAUGCGUGGUAGGCCCUGCGGGCCGUGCUGUUCGUCCUCCUCCUCCUCCUCUUCCUCGUCCUGGAUGCCCUCCAAGCAUUCUCACCCUCCAUUGAAUCGAAGGAAAAUUUCAUCGGAAUCACUUAGAGCAUUGACCUUGCGCAUCUUGCUCAAACGGAAGGAAUACCAUAAUGGGGAUAUCUCAAGGAUUUCAGCAUCUUCAUCCGCUGUGCUUCAAAUCACAGAGAACAAGUCCAAUAGCAAGGUUGAUGCAGAAAGAAAUAUUCUUGAUGAUGCUCUUGACAGAAAGUCAGAGAUUGAAUGGAUUAAAAAGGAUAUCUCUUCUUUGAUGGAUAGAAGUUACACAAGCAGUAAUUUGCAGUAUGACAUGCUAAUGCAAAAUAUUCACAUGUUAGAAAUUAGUUUGGCUGGUAAAGACUUGGUAAGGCUGGAAAGGGAUAUCCUUGUACAUAUCGAACGGCUGGGAGCUCUGAAAUCAUUCAAUGCGUCUAUGUCCAGGGUCACUCUAUCACCAAUAUAUGAAUCAGAGUUUUCACUUCCUGGGGAUAUUGUUAAGCUUGAUCCAGAUAUUAUUCCAGAGGAGCAAAAUGAUGAGGUAAUUGUUCGAAGUGGGAAAAGUCAUGAGAGGAAACUGAAAAGAAUGAGAGCAUCAGAAAAGGGUUCUCGGGUCUCCGUGAGAACACCCUCACGAAAAUCAAAGAAGUCCAGUAGUAGUCAAUUUAUAGCUGAGUGGAAAAACUACCCAGGCCGAAGAAGGAGCAUUGCACGAGAACAAUCAGCCUUGCUGGUGUCUAUCAAGGAGUGUGCAAACCUUGAGAAAAUAAGAGAAAACUUGUUGAAGGAUGGGAGUGAAGUCAGCUAUGCGAGGUGGGCCAAGGCAGCUGGAGUUGAUGAAGUAUUGUUGAAGAGUAGGCUGCAAGAAGGUUACUGCUGCCGAGAGAGGUUACUGGUAACCACCGAGUGGCUAGUCAAGUACAUUGCGAAGACAUACACUGGAAUGGGAACAGCUUUUGAGGAUCUACUGCAGGCUGGGAAAAUGGGGGUCCUUAAUGGUGCUGAGAAAUUCGACAGCCAAAAAGGAUGCAAGUUCUCUACUUAUGUGAAGUACUGGAUAAGGAAAGCAAUGUUAGCACUUCUUGUUGAAAACUCUGGAGUAAUCCAGCUGCCCGCAAGAAUGGAGGGUAUAAUUCGUAAGGUCAAGGAAGCAAGACGGGCAAUUCGCUACAACACAGGGAGGCACCCGACAGAUGCAGAAAUCGCGACCCUCAUUGGUGUAUCAGUUGCCAAUGUUAGGUUGGCGCGGAAGUGCUCUCGACGAGUUGUGUCACUCUACACGGAGAUUGGAGUUGGACAGAAUACAAAAUUUGUGGAAGUGACUCCCGACACUUCUUUGGAAGCUCCAGAUGAGGCUAUGUUCCGGAUGCAGUUGAGAGAAAGGCUGCUCCAUGUGCUGGACAGGCUGCCCCCAAGGGAAGGGCACGUACUGAAGCUCCGGCACGGCCUGGAAGACGGGAAAUGCAGGUCCCUGGAGCAAAUUGGGAGCAUUUACCAUGUCUCCAAGGAAUGGAUCAGGAAAAUAGAGAAGUCGGCCAUGUCGAAGUUGCGGAAUGAGGACGUGCAUAAUGAACUGAAGGACUUCCGCGGAUUCUAGUGCUCCUGAGCUAUCUUGUGUAUAUCAAGCUCUAUACUUUGCGUAUGUUGUGAUAGCAUUCAAUAGAACUUGUAUAUAUCGCAUGACAUUACAAAAUUUACAGAAUAUUACAUUUGUUUCAGAGAACUGUUCAAUAGUGAGCAGAUGUAAUACAGCACACAUGGAUCAUACAUUGACGGAUAUAUAUGCAAAAAUACAUUGCCAUAAUGUUCA